This is a messenger RNA of Lactuca saligna, 582 nucleotides long. Lineage: Eukaryota; Viridiplantae; Streptophyta; Magnoliopsida; Asterales; Asteraceae. The record is from the annotation of a GenBank genome assembly.
AUGGAAAACUUCCAAACCACCUAUAAUUCCAACACUACAUUCUCUAAUGAAGCAUUGAAGAGUUUGGGAUCUCUCUUCAAGAAUGAAAAGACAAAACUCCAAGAGCUUCCAUCUGGUCUUAAAACUGACCAUGAGUACUUUCAAGCCCCUCUUUCGUCUCAUCUUUCUCAGCUUAAGACAAACUUGAGAAGGAAAUCUCUCUUAAGGAUUCUCUCACUCUUAAAACCGAAGAAGCCAAGGUGUCAAGCACCAGACAUGAAGCUUUGUAGAAAUAGGUCAAUGAUCUGUUAUCUGAGAGGGAAAUCAUGCGAAGUUGUGUUUCUGAUCAAGCCUUUAAUCCGAACCAAGGGGAGAAAGGAUGACUGGUUGUGGAUCAAGAAAGGAAAUAUGGCUGGUCGAUCAAGAAAGGUAGAACCAAAAGCGCCUAAAGCUCCUGUCAAGCCAAUUGUCAAGCCGGAACCGAAAGACAAGGAAACUCUGCUUCAUGAUGAACUACUCAUUGACAAUGAUAGCAUAGAAGAAAUUACUGAAGAAGAACUGAAAAGGCAAAAACUUCGUGCAGCUGAAAUGGAUGAGCAUUAG